AUGAUUACACCGGAGGCAGAACUGGAGACCAAUUGGACCAGUCUGGCUCGCGCCAUGAGCUCCCUUCUGGCGGGUGUCCAAUGUUGGACCACAAAGCAUGUCGUGGGUAUGUGUGGUGUAGGGAAUUCCGCAGACUCAGCUGCAUGUCCUUGCUGCGGCGACUUUGAGGACCACCUUCACGUUCCUCGAUGUACGGCGCCCUUGGCUAGUGCGGAAUGGGAUUGCCGGACGGCGUCAUUGGGCCAAUGGCUGGACACUCAAGUCACUGAUCCAGCCAUCAAACACACUCUUCUCUACCUUCUUCAAGGGGUUCGUGAUCCGUCCCUACCUCGCAGUCAAUUGGUUCCGGUUCGUCUUUGCCAAGCUUUCCUCUCUCAACAACGCAUUGGCUACCAAGGUUUAUUGGAAGGCCGGCUGUCUGUUCAGUGGACGCCCCUGCAGGAACAGUACCUUCAGUCAAGAGGGAGCCAACGCUCUCCGACCCUGUGGGUCUCUCGCCUGUUGCAUCAGCUGAUCUUGCUUGGAUUUCAUAUGUGGGAACACCGGAACUCGGUGCAACAUUCGGAGGACAACGUACAGCUACGCGAACGUAGCCGAUUGGUGAACGACGGUAUACACUCUCAGUUUGAUAAGGGCCCAACCGACCUCCCUAAGGUAGUUCGACGCAUGCUCGCUGUGAAACGCCAAACUGCGUUGAUCAAGCCGUUGGUCAAUAGGGAAGAGUGGCUGAAGCUGGUCGCCGCGCUCUGGCGCCUCAACGCCGUAUUGUUCACCGCUUCUUCUUCUUCUUCUUCUUCUUAUUAUUAUUAUUAG
Messenger RNA from Cylindrotheca closterium, 813 nucleotides. NCBI's taxonomy places the organism in Eukaryota, Bacillariophyta, Bacillariophyceae, Bacillariales, Bacillariaceae. The record is from the annotation of a GenBank genome assembly.